Molecule: messenger RNA, 546 nt
Organism: Vicia villosa (hairy vetch)
Lineage: Eukaryota; Viridiplantae; Streptophyta; Magnoliopsida; Fabales; Fabaceae
Exons: 1
Coding region: 1-546 (181 amino acids)
Biological process (GO): base-excision repair
Cellular component (GO): nucleus
Molecular function (GO): double-stranded DNA 3'-5' DNA exonuclease activity; phosphoric diester hydrolase activity; DNA-(apurinic or apyrimidinic site) endonuclease activity
Source: RefSeq, a predicted model, not a curated record
AUGAAGAUAAUUAGUUACAAUACCAGAGGUCUAGGUGGGGUGGCCAAGAAAAAGGAAAUUCUUAAUAUGAUUAAAGUCCAAAAACCAACAUUUGUGUGCAUCCAAGAAACCAAGGUGGAGGUGUUGGAUAGAAACAUAUGUUUCUCGAUGUGGGGAUCUAAUGAAUUUGAUUUUGCAAGUAAACCGUCUGAAGGGAGAUCGGGAGGAAUAGUAACUAUGUGGGACAGAAGUAAAUUUGAAUUGCAAAAUUCGAGGAUUUUGAAUCACGCAAUCUGGGUGGAAGGGGUAUGGGGAAAAGAGAAGAGAAAAGUUAUAAUCAUCAAUGUGUAUGCACCAUGCAAUGGUAGAAGAAAACGUGAAUUGUGGGUUGAGUUAAAAGCAAGAUUAACAGAGAAACAAGGUGUUUGUGUUUGUGUUUUAGGCGAUUUUAACGCAGUCAGGGAUGUAGAGGAAAGAAAAGGUUCAAAUGAAAAUAACAGAAGGGAGGAAAUGGAAGAUUUCAAUAACUUCAUUUCAGAUUUAGAUCUUAUAGAUUUGCCACUCUAG